AUGAAGUUACCCAAGUAUCUCAAUGUCCCAGCCUCCUAUGACCAAAAACAGAUUUUCAAGCCAGAAAGAGGAGUCAGGCCCCUUCCUGAAUGGGCCAGGAAAAUAUUGCUUGCUAGUGCUCCUGCUGCUCCUGUAACUGGAGGAGCAGAAACGGGCAGAGACAAUGUGGUUGAAAUUUUGUGCCAUGUGGAUAAAAUGUAUGUAAGAAUCAGGAAAGGGGUCUUUAAAUCUAGAGAUGCAUACAAAUAUUUGAAACUAGGUACAUGCCCCGUUAACCAAGAAAAUGAGCACUAUUACUACCUACUCUACUCUUUUGUAACUGGCUGUGGAUUCAAGAAAGAGAGUCAUGCAGAUUACUUGUCCAUCAGCAAUGUUCUCCGCUUCAGACCAACCACUCCAGUUUUAAGGGAAAUGCCAUUUGAAAUUCCUCUGCAGUGUCGGUUUCCCAGGUUCUUUCACUCAUACAAAGUUGGCUUCCACCCCAAACUGCGAGGAGGAACAGUUUUCAGAGCACUGAAACCAAAAAGAAUUUUCAGCCUCACCCUCGUAGAUGCGUCUGGAAAUAAUGUCACUGGGACCAAAAGCUACACCUUGGGAGAGUCAAUGUACUUUGAGGCCAGUGUACUUUACCACACAGCAAGCUCUAGAAAUAAAAGGCUCUACAUCAACAAGUGCUUCAUGACCCCUUCCAGCAACCCGGGCUCAAAUACUAAAUAUACAGUCGUUGACAACCAUGGCUGUAUGAUUGAUGGCAAGGUGAUGCUACAGUCAAAGUUCCUUACUGGUAGCUCGAAGAUGGUACAGAGAUUGACUGUGGGAGCUGUCAUCUUCAAGGACCCUGCUUCCAUGAUCUCAUCACAGGUACCCUCAAUAGGUUGUAUAGAAAUGGACGCCAUGAAAUGCAUUAUGCUUGUAACUAUGAUCCAGUUACUGGAAGGUGAGUUGGCUAAACUGAAAUUCUACAAGGUGUUACGUUUGUGCUUGCUGUCAUCAAAUUUUUUUUUAACCCCCGCUUUGUGUUUUAGCUGGAAAGAGCUCUACGGGUAUGACACUGUGUGCGCUUGUUGUGAAUCAACUUGCUCAUCACCACAGCAAAGGGCUUCUAGGAAGAUAAUCUCAAGUCACUCUUGGAUGGUUGACUUGACCAGUGAAGAUGAACAUGUAAAGUCUGAGCCCAAGAUGAAGUCCCGUGAUGCUGGCAUGUUCAACUUGGAUGACCCAGAUACAGAAAAACACAUAAGGACUUCCUAAACA
Molecule: messenger RNA, 1254 nt
Organism: Pelmatolapia mariae (spotted tilapia)
Lineage: Eukaryota; Metazoa; Chordata; Actinopteri; Cichliformes; Cichlidae
Gene: zp3c
Product: zona pellucida glycoprotein 3c
Exons: 7
Coding region: 1-1251 (416 amino acids)
Source: RefSeq, a predicted model, not a curated record